AUGAUCCCUGUCCUAAUCAAGAGGAGCUUUGUCCAGCUCCCCACAGAUGGCAUGAUGACUCGAUUUGAUCAUCGAUCUAUGGCACAGUACCCAAAGCUGGAGCUGACAGACAAAGGGAGCAAGGCAAGCACUGCAGGGAUGAUCCCCAUUCUCAAUGGGCGACAUUGGUGGGAAGCCAUGAAGAUUGCAUUUCGAAUGUGUAACGAUGAGAUCCCAAAACUGAAGAUGGAAUUAGCAGGGGUCGAGAAACAACUCAAGAGUGAGCCAGAGAAUCUACAUCUCAAGCACUUGAGCCAGGAAUAUUGCAGUGAUCUGGAACAACAGCAACUGUAUUUGGAGAAGUAUGAUGACAAAUGGCUUGUCAUUGCGUAUGACCAAGAAACGGUUGAGAAGGAUGGUGUUGAGGGGUCCCUUGCAGUCCUCUCAUUGUCAUGGAAUGUGGACAUGACCACAGUCGAGGAGACUCUUAGUGACCAACUACAAUAUUGGGCCCAGUCCAUCAUGGAUGAGCAGUCAACGUUGGAGGAAUCAGAGCCGACUUUCUCUGAGCACUGGAGUGGAGGUAAACAUGCCUCACCAAAAGGCUCAUGGCUUCCUCACCCAUUGAGCCACACCUGGAUUGAGAAGGAUGCCAAGGCCCACACUGAAUAUGUGAAUUUGCUGCAGGAUGAAGAAAUUUAA
Molecule: messenger RNA, 681 nt
Organism: Cantharellus anzutake
Lineage: Eukaryota; Fungi; Basidiomycota; Agaricomycetes; Cantharellales; Hydnaceae
Exons: 2
Coding region: 1-681 (226 amino acids)
Source: RefSeq, a predicted model, not a curated record